Messenger RNA from Cornus florida, 852 nucleotides. RefSeq names its product translationally-controlled tumor protein homolog. Lineage: Eukaryota; Viridiplantae; Streptophyta; Magnoliopsida; Cornales; Cornaceae. The transcript is spliced from 5 exons. Bases 128 to 634 code for a protein of 168 amino acids. Gene Ontology annotation, cellular component: cytoplasm. Gene Ontology annotation, molecular function: calcium ion binding. The record is from RefSeq and is a predicted model, not a curated record.
CGCUGAACCCCCGAAAUUCGUUCUUUAUUUCAUAUUCUGUCACCGCGUAAACUCCCUUUUUAUCUGGCUUUUGUUCUCUCUUCCAAACAAUUCUAGAGAGAGAAAGUAGUAUUAUUCUGCAAUCAUCAUGUUGGUUUACCAGGAUCUCCUAACCGGUGAUGAGCUUCUAUCUGACUCGUUCCCGUACAAGGAAAUUGAGAAUGGGAUACUGUGGGAAGUGGAAGGGAAGUGGGUUGUCCAAGGAGCAGUUGACGUAGAUAUUGGGGCUAACCCUUCUGCAGAAGGUGGAGGAGAAGAUGAGGGUGUCGACGACCAGGCUGUUAAGGUCGUUGAUAUUGUUGAUACAUUCAGACUUCAGGAGCAACCUCCUUUUGACAAGAAGCAGUUUGUUGCAUACGUUAAGAAGUACAUUAAGCAGCUAACACCUAAGUUGGAACCAGAGCAGCAAGAGUUGUUCAUGAAGUCCAUCCAGGGGGCAACUAAGUUCCUUCUCUCGAAGCUCAGUGACCUCCAAUUUUUUGUUGGGGAGAGCAUGCAUGAUGACAGCACCAUGGUGUUUGCAUAUUACAAGGACGGUGCGGCCGAUCCAACCUUUCUGUAUUUUGCACAUGGGUUAAAGGAGGUCAAGUGUUAGAGGAUUUUGGUCGGUCUAGCUCUAAGAUGGAGGCACUUGUUGUGAUCUAUAUGGUUAAAUUAUCUUGUUUCUUUUACCAUUGGUAAACAUGAGGUUCUACAUUGUUUUUUUUUUUUUUUUUGAGUCUUGGAUUGAGAUGUUGCUUUUGGUAAAAUAUGCUUCCAUGUUGACAUGGAUAUAUACUACCUAAUAAUACGUUUCACUGUGUUUGAGGAUAA